Arvicola amphibius (Eurasian water vole) is the source of this 1987-nucleotide messenger RNA. RefSeq names its product homeobox A5 (gene Hoxa5). Lineage: Eukaryota; Metazoa; Chordata; Mammalia; Rodentia; Cricetidae. The record is from RefSeq and is a predicted model, not a curated record. The transcript has 3 exons. Bases 1 to 1188 code for a protein of 395 amino acids. Gene Ontology annotation, molecular function: DNA-binding transcription factor activity, RNA polymerase II-specific; RNA polymerase II cis-regulatory region sequence-specific DNA binding. Gene Ontology annotation, cellular component: nucleus. Gene Ontology annotation, biological process: anterior/posterior pattern specification; regulation of transcription by RNA polymerase II.
AUGGUCUUCCCUUCCCCGAAGCCCGAGGUCGGAAGCGAUGCGAUCCGCCCUGCCUCCAGAGGGUGGCGCUCGAGUCCGACUGAACGGCGGCGGCGGGUGGCGGGCACGCGCCCAGGGCGCGCGCGCCACCCCUCUCGCCUCCACCCAACUCCCCCAUUAGUGCACGAGUUUACCUCUAGAGGUCAUCAGGCAGGAUUUACGACUGGACAACAAAAGCACGUGAUUCGAAGUCGUACCCCAUAUUUGGGUGCCUACGUAGGAGGGAACCGAGUACAUGUCCCAGUCAUUUCCAUAAUUCAUCAUAAAUUGUGCAAGGGUGCUAUAGACGCACAAACGACCGCGAGCCACAAAUCAAGCACACAUAUCAAAAAACAAAUGAGCUCUUAUUUUGUAAACUCAUUUUGCGGUCGCUAUCCAAAUGGCCCGGACUACCAGUUGCAUAAUUAUGGAGAUCAUAGUUCCGUGAGCGAACAAUUCAGGGACUCGGCGAGCAUGCACUCCGGCAGGUACGGCUACGGCUACAAUGGCAUGGAUCUCAGCGUCGGCCGUUCGGGUUCCGGCCACUUUGGCUCUGGCGAGCGCGCCCGCAGCUACGCGGCCGGGGCCAGUGCGGCGCCCGCCGAGCCCAGGUACAGUCAGCCGGCCACGUCCACGCACUCGCCUCCGCCCGACCCGCUGCCCUGCUCGGCGGUGGCUCCCUCGCCCGGCAGCGACAGCCACCACGGCGGCAAAAACUCCCUGGGCAACUCCAGCGGCGCCUCGGCCAACGCGGGCAGCACCCACAUCAGCAGCAGAGAGGGGGUUGGCACGGCGUCCGCAGCCGAGGAGGACGCCCCUGCCAGCAGCGAGCAGGCGAGCGCCCAGAGCGAGCCGAGCCCGGCGCCGCCAGCUCAACCUCAGAUCUACCCCUGGAUGCGCAAGCUGCACAUUAGUCACGACAACAUAGGCGGGCCAGAAGGCAAAAGGGCUCGGACGGCCUACACGCGCUACCAGACCCUGGAGCUGGAGAAGGAAUUCCACUUCAACCGCUACCUGACCCGCCGAAGAAGGAUUGAAAUAGCACAUGCUCUUUGCCUCUCCGAGAGACAAAUUAAAAUCUGGUUCCAAAACCGGAGGAUGAAGUGGAAAAAAGAUAACAAGCUGAAAAGCAUGAGCAUGGCCGCGGCGGGAGGGGCCUUCCGCCCCUGAGCCCCUGGGCCUCUGGGCCGGUCAAGUACUGAGCAGUAUUAGCGGAGUUCUUCCUCCGUCAUGUCAGUACUAAGGUGACUGUCUCAAACUCCCCCUGUGUUCCUUCUGUGAAGAAGCCCUGUUCUCGUUGCCCUAAUUCAUCUUUUAAUCAUGAGCCUGUUUAUUGCCAUGAUAGCGCCUGUAUAAGUAGAUCUGCCUCUGUUCAUCUCUUUGUCCUGAAUGGCUUUGUCUUGAAAAAAAAAAUAGAUGUUUUAACUUAUUUAUAUGAAGCAAGCUGUGUUACUUGAAGUAACUAAAACAAAAAAAAAGAAAAGAGAAAAAAAAACCCACACACACACAAAAAGCCCCCCUUCAACCUCGUUUAGUGCCAAUGUUGUGUGUUGCACUUGAGUUGGUUAACGUGCAUGUGCGUGGAAGUGUUCCUGUCUCAAUAGCUCCAAGCUGUUAAAGAUAUUUUUAUCCAAACUACCUAUAUUCCUUGUGUAAUUAAUGCUGUUGUAGAGGUGACUUGAUGAGACACAACUUAACUUGUUCAACGUGUAGUGGCUAGUGACUGUGACAAAAACUGUGACUCCAAGCGGUGUGUCCCUGCGUGCCUUUGUAGGACCCUUUGCACGAACUCUGGAAGUGGCUCUUCUAAGCGCAGCUUCAGUGAUGUAUGUUUUUGUGAACAAAGUUACAAAUUUUGUUUGAGUCUGGCUGUUUAAGCAAACUGUGAUCAGCUUUUUUUUUUUUUUGUAUUUGUUUUUAAGGAUAAAAACUGACUGGAAACAAAAAAUAAACUUUCUAUUGUAAGUUC